Molecule: messenger RNA, 2427 nt
Organism: Aspergillus tanneri
Lineage: Eukaryota; Fungi; Ascomycota; Eurotiomycetes; Eurotiales; Aspergillaceae
Exons: 4
Coding region: 1-2427 (808 amino acids)
Molecular function (GO): sulfuric ester hydrolase activity
Source: RefSeq, a predicted model, not a curated record
AUGGCCACCAAGAAGCCCAACAUUCUCUACAUUAUGGCCGACCAGAUGGCCGCACCCCUUCUGGCCUUUCAUGACAAGACCUCUCCCAUCAAAACCCCCAACCUGAACCGUCUGGCGGAGGAGGGCGUGGUCUUCGACUCCGCCUACUGCAACUCCCCGCUGUGCGCUCCGUCCCGUUUCGUCAUGGUGACUGGUCAAUUACCCUCCAAGAUUGGCGCCUAUGACAAUGCCUCGGACCUGCCCGCCGACACUCCGACCUAUGCCCACUAUCUACGGCGCGAGGGCUACCACACGGCGCUCGCGGGGAAGAUGCACUUUUGCGGCCCGGACCAGCUACACGGCUACGAACAGCGGUUGACCAGCGACAUCUAUCCCGGUGACUACGGAUGGUCCGUGAACUGGGACGAGCCGGAAAUUCGUCAGGACUGGUAUCACAACAUGUCCUCCGUCAUGGAGGCAGGCCCCGUCGUGCGUACCAACCAGCUGGAUUUCGACGAGGAGGUCAUCUACAAGUCGACCCAGUAUCUCUACGACCAUGUGCGCCAGCGCAACGACCAGCCCUUCUGUUUGACGGUUUCCAUGACCCACCCGCACGACCCCUACGCGAUGACCAAAGAGUUCUGGGAUCUGUACGAAAACGUGGACAUCCCGCUCCCCAGGAACCCCGCCAUCCCCCACGACCAGCAGGAUCCGCACUCCCAGCGCGUCCUAAAGUGCAUUGACUUGUUUGGCAAGGAGAUGCCCGACGAGCGCAUCAAGGCGGCGCGCCGUGCAUACUACGCCGCCUGCACGUACGUGGACACCAACGUGGGCAAGCUGUUGAAGGUUCUGGACAACUGUGGCCUGCGCGACAACACCAUCAUCGUCUUCACGGGCGACCACGGCGACAUGCUCGGCGAGCGCGGACUCUGGUACAAGAUGGUCUGGUACGAGAACUCGGCCCGCGUGCCUAUGAUCGUGCAUGCGCCCCAGCGGUUUGCGCCCAAGCGAGUUUCGCAGAACGUGUCGACCAUGGAUCUCCUGCCGACUUUUGUGGAUCUGGUCGGAGCCCAAUUGGUGCCGGGACUGCCGCUCGACGGCGUCUCGCUGCUGCCAUACCUGACGGGACAGGACGGCCUGCGCACCGACACCGUGCUGGGCGAGUAUAUGGCCGAAGGCACGCAGUCGCCAGUGAUGAUGAUCCGGCGCGGCCGCUGGAAGUUUAUCUACUCGCUGAUCGACCCGCCCAUGCUGUACGAUCUGAAAUCUGACCCGGAGGAGAAGGUCAAUCUGGUGGCGGGGCUGGCAGACUUGUCGCGCGCCACCACAGCCAAAUCGGUGGCGCCACAGGUGCAGCCGACAGCGCUGCCCACCCCUGUGGACUCGCCGCGAGCUUCCCCGCGGAGGCAGGCGGCGACCACAGUAUAUCCGUUCCCGUCCCCGCCGCGCACACCGAGCCCCGGCAAAGGCGUGGCAGCGAUGCCGACGAUGACGGAGCCGGCCAAGCUGCUGGCGUACUUUGUGGACGAGGUACAGACGCGAUGGGAUCUGGAACGGAUCCGCGACGAUGUUCUGCAGUCUCAGCGACGGCGUCGACUGGUUUAUUCGGCGUUGAUUAGGGGUAAUCCAUCGAUUUGGGAUUACGAGCCACGGGUGGAUCCGAGCACGCAAUACGUGCGGAACCAAGGGAAGGGGGCAUUGGACGACGUGGAAUUGAUAUCACGAUGGCCGAGAACAGGAACAGAACGCCUCAUCUGGGCCCAAGGAUCCCCCUCCACCCUGAAAGCCAUCACAACCCAUCUGAACAAAGUCCCCGUGACGCUAGCCGCGGCCAUAUGCUGGGAAAACUACAUGCCUCUGCUUAGACAGAGUCUGUACGCCCAGAACGUCAAUAUCUAUCUUGCGCCGACGGCGGAUGCGCGCGAGACUUGGUUGGCGUUGAUGCGGACCGUGGCGUUCGAGGGGAGGGCGUUUGUGCUUAGCGCGAAUCAGUGUGUGAAACAUAAUGAGUUGCCGGAUUGGAUUACAGCUGGUAAUUCUGCUGCGCAGCAGCAGCAGCAGGCUCAUGUCUAUGGACAUGCACAAGGAGAUGGACAAGUACAUCGAAAACGAUCAGUGACAGCAGAAGGACCACAUGAGAUAGUCUGGCCUGGAGAAUUCGGGGACAAUAUACAGGACAAGGCUAGGACAGAUAAGAAACAGAAUCAGAAUCAAGAAUACAUCUCUCGUGGCGGAUCUUGCAUCGUUGAUCCUCAGGGCCAGGUCCUCGCCGGUCCCAUCUGGGAAGUAUCCGCGGAUGAUGUCGACGAAGGUCUCCUCGUGGCGGAGAUCGAUAUCCUGGAUUGUGAGCGUGGUCGUCUGGAUCUCGACGUGGCGGGUAGUUAUUCACGCAGUGAUGCGUUCAAAUUGCAUGUUGAGGGGUUGGAUUUGAAUCCUCCUCCUUUUUAG